Molecule: messenger RNA, 1086 nt
Organism: Fonsecaea erecta
Lineage: Eukaryota; Fungi; Ascomycota; Eurotiomycetes; Chaetothyriales; Herpotrichiellaceae
Product: chlorophyll synthesis pathway protein BchC
Exons: 4
Coding region: 1-1086 (361 amino acids)
Biological process (GO): butanediol biosynthetic process
Cellular component (GO): cytoplasm
Molecular function (GO): (R,R)-butanediol dehydrogenase activity
Source: RefSeq, a predicted model, not a curated record
AUGUCGUCGUCGUCCUCCUCCAUGAGAGCAGCCCGCUUCUACGGCAACCGGGACAUUCGCGUCGAAGACGUCCCCAUUCCCAAAGCCGGCCCCGGCGAAUGCCUCGUCGAGGUUGAGUGGUGUGGCAUCUGCGGGAGCGAUCUGCACGAGUAUGCUGCCGGCCCCAUAUUGAUGAGCCCGGUCGACCCCAAGACGGGCGAGGCACGGCCCCUGAUCUUCGGGCACGAGUUCUGCGGGACGCUGAAGUCGGUCCCCGAGGGAUCUAAACUGCAAGUCGGCCAGGCCGUCAUGGUCGACCCGCACUGCAUCUGCCGUUCGUGCGCGAGCUGCGCGGCCGGCGACGACCACGUGUGCCCGAAACUGGGGUUCCUGGGCGGGAGCAGCGGGCGCGGGGGCGGACUGUCCGAGUACGUGGCGGUCGAGGAGGUGCACUGCCUCCCGCUGCCGGCCAACGUGAGCCUGGACGACGCGGCGGUGAUCGAGCCUCUGGUGGUGUGCCACCACGCGGCGAAGGCGGCAGGGAUGGACCUGCAGGGCCGCAACGUGCUGAUCCUCGGGGGCGGACCGGUCGGCGCCGCGCUGAUGGCCGUCCUGCGCGCCCAUCGCGUCGGCAUGAUCAUGCUGAGCGAGCCCACGGCCAAGCGCAAGGAGCAGGCCAAGGCCAUCGUCGACCGUGUGAUCGACCCGCGCACGGAGAGUGUCGGCGACGUGUGCCGCGAGUUGACGGGCGGCAAGGGCGUCGACGUCGUCUUCGACUGUGCGGGCGUGCUGCCGGCGUUGGAGGCCGGGUUUGACGCCCUGAAGCGCACGGGGACGUUUGUCAAUAUCGCCGUGUGGGAGAAGCCGAUCCAACUCCCCUUUCUCCAGUUCUUCUUCAAGGAGAUCAAGGUGCUCAGCUCGUGCUGCUACAACGACCAGGAUUUCAAGGAGGUCAUGGAGUUGAUGGCCAAAGGCGCAUUCCCAGGCUACGAGAAAAUGGUAACCAGCCGCAUCUCGCUCGAGGACGCGGGACCCAAGGGCUUCGAGGAGCUGGUUAACCACAAGGACGACCAGAUCAAGAUCCUGAUCUCGCCCAAGAUCCGAUGA